AUGGUUUUGAUUCAAAUUAUUGUUUAUAUCAUAUCAACUGAACUUAAUCCAAUUACUACACUCUACAAACAAAUAACAGCGAAUGUAAAAGAUAAAAGUCAAGUUCAAAAAGCUAUUGAAUCAUUUAUUAUAUUUAUUGUACAAAAUAUUCUUUUAUAUCUCAAUACAUGGGCUCCAUUUUUUAUCUAUUAUGCAACAUCUUCUAGUUUUCGAACUGCUAUUACACGUCUAUUCAAAAAUAAUUAUCGAAUUCAACCAAUCAACACUACUUUACAUAAUCAUACAAUGACUAUAAGCCACGGCAAUCAUGCACGGUAG
Rotaria sp. Silwood2 is the source of this 318-nucleotide messenger RNA. The record is from the annotation of a GenBank genome assembly. NCBI's taxonomy places the organism in Eukaryota, Metazoa, Rotifera, Eurotatoria, Philodinida, Philodinidae.